Messenger RNA from Acanthaster planci (crown-of-thorns starfish), 3062 nucleotides. Its product is annotated as scavenger receptor cysteine-rich domain-containing protein DMBT1-like. NCBI's taxonomy places the organism in Eukaryota, Metazoa, Echinodermata, Asteroidea, Valvatida, Acanthasteridae. The record is from RefSeq and is a predicted model, not a curated record. Gene Ontology annotation, cellular component: membrane.
CUUGAUCAGAUCUGACCAGCAACUUAAUUAUCGUCCGACUGGAGCUCCUUUUCAGAAGUGAUGACAUCUAGCUACAACCUGCGGAUUGCCUUCGUGGCAGUCCUUUUCGGACUCAGUUCAUCACAUCCUGUCAAUGGGGAUGAAGAACAUGCAGGGACAUCCGCACCAUGUACAAGUGGGCCUCUAGGCAUGCAAAAUGGUGCCCUCCCAGACAGAAGCAUCACGGCGUCAUCAUACUAUUUUGGUUACUACCCACGCUACGCUCGCCUCAAUGUCGGAAAUUACGGAUGGAGACCAAGAUAUACAUCAAACCAGUGGAUCCAAGUUGAUCUGGGUCAACCCACUGCGGUUACUGGGGUCACCAUGCAAGGAAGAUACAUUGCGACCAGUUACUAUGUUCGGGCAUUUUCAGUGCAGUACAGCCUCACUGCUGAGUCAGGUGACUGGCGUAGUUUGUCAAGUGCAAACGACGAACCCAUCACAUUCUUAGUGUACAGUGGUCGACCAACGAACGUCACCUUCCCGUUGGUACCGAUAGCAAGGUUUAUUCGCAUAUUACCAACUCAGUCGUAUGGUUCCUGCUACUAUCUAAGAUUUGAGGUGCUCGGGUGCCAAGUCCCAGAAGAUGGGUCGAUAAAGUUGGUUGACGGCGAUGAUCGUCACAGCGGCCGAGUAGAGAUCUACCACCACGGCGAAGGUGUUAGCUGGGGUGCCGUCUGUGCGGACAGUUGGGACAUCAACGACGCCAACGUUGUUUGCCGUCAGCUUGACCUCGGUGCCGCUAUUCAGGCGAGCACAGCGUCAGACUUCGGGAGUGGUGACCUGCCGAUCGUGAUGAACAAAGUCGCCUGCGAAGGGACAGAGAGUCGGCUAGCUGACUGCCCGUUCGUCUGCACCAAGUAUCAGCAGUGUAACGACUCAACUAUUGCCGGGGUGGUUUGCCAACCGAAACUUAACACCAUUCGGUUGGUGGGAGGCUCCAAUAACACCAGUGGUCGAGUGGAGAUCUACCGCAACGACACUUGGGGCACGAUCUGCGACGACAAGUGGGACAUCGACGACGCUUCCGUGGUCUGCCGUGAGCUCGGGUUCGAGGACGCAAAGGAGGCCAAGUCCGGCGCCUACUUUGGCCAGGGGAGGGGGCCCGUCCACAUGGACGGUGUGGCCUGUGCCGGUUCGGAGGACGCCCUCGGUGAUUGUCCGUCCCGUUGCUGGGAGGAGUCGACUUGUGGCCACAGCCAAGAUGCUGGAGUGAUCUGUCUUGGCGAUGAAGACACCAUUGGUGACAUCGACACUCAGUAGGAAACGCAUAAAGCGGUUAAACUUUCCACAGCGGUAACAAUGAUAUUGUACGCAUAGCUAAUCUUGCAGGUGCGCUAGGCGUGUCGUGUAGAGAUAAAUUUGACAACAAGCGUCACCAUUACAGCUUCAGCUUAAUUAUAGAAUGUGUAUGAAAAUUAAUACACACACUUAACUUUUUCUAGUUUAAAGAAGUGAUAUUGCUAAGUGCAAUUCCAGUGACAACGUACUCAGACUAGAGUCAAUCAGUGGAUUUAGUUUAAAAGUUGUUAUCGAAUGGACAAGGUGACACUUUAUAAGGAAACUUUUACAAAUAGAGUGUAAGGCUCUGUCGUUAAAAUGAAAAUUGUUCAUACACCCAUUCAAAAUUCAGGUAACACAGAAUUUAUAACCAACUGACCAUAGAAUUGACAGCCAACAGCUUAGAUCUUUGCCAAAGGAUUGACGAGUGUCUUUUUUGCCUGGGUCAACCACUAUAUCCAGUUCAAAUGUUUUAAGAAAAUAGCAAACUACCAUUUAUUCAAGGGUUGUUUAUAAUUUUGGUCUUAACUGAUGUAUCUUCUAUGUAUUUUUAGUAGUGAAACCGUUUCAUUAGUAUAGAAAAUUUCAGGUUAACGGAGCCUUGAUGAUCUGUGUGUCUUUGAAUGAGCAUGUUCUUAGCACCCAAACACGAAAUAUUGUAACCAUUGACACUAUUUUGACUGUGAAGAGUAAAACAUUCGACUUAAAAAGAUAUAGCCUCUUCAGCCAUCCAGCAAUGGCUCAAGUCGAGUCAUUGACUUGAUUCAUUACAACUAUGGUACAUAACACCGAGCCAAUUCGUUAAACCGUUGAGGUGACCUUUUCCAUUAAGUAGGGCCUAAGUAGCAGAGAGGAUCCACGGGCUAGUCGUGAGUCACAAAAUGUUAUCAAAGGUUUAAGAGACCACAAAACCUAACACAAAAUCUAUUUUUUCUAUCGGUCACCCUUUAUUAUACGGUCGUGCGUCAAAUUGUGUACACAUUGUACACAUGUGCAUUCGUGUACAUAUGCACCCCCCACAAAACAAAACCCUCUGCCUUCCGCCCCUUUCCUGCGCAAGUAUAAUGUGGACGACCCCUUGAUGGAACAUUUGCAUUUGUAAGAGGCUCUUGAUCUAGGAAAUUGUCCAAAAUGUUGGAAGCUGUGGAUCAGGUUCUAGUGGUCCCGUACGUUAAUCUGCUAUUGGCUGGGGUUCAGCUCACAGGGACACGUCUUGUAACAGAGCCUUUUUUUUCUAAAGGGAGAGGGACAUUGGCCGUUUAGUCAUCCCCGCACACACCUCGCAGUAGUGAGAAGCCAAAAUGUGAUGUCUGAGGUUGUUGUUGAACUUUACAUCCAUGCCGCAAUGUACUGAAUAACACCGAAAAACGUCAAACAAACAGUAUAAAAACUCAAAAUGCACGAUUUUCUGUUAGAUUACGUGCGCAAGUGAUUUGCAUAUGUAUCAUGAACAGCGCCCCUAAUAUAUUGCACCCCCCACUUUUAGAAUUGUAGUCAUAGGAAAUAUAAUGGGAUUUUAGUCAUCUGCUAUCCCAAGCCGCUGCCACUGCAUUGGGAAAUUUCAUUUCCAAUUACAGCAUACUCGAAUGAUGAAACAACCAAAUUUCCUCGAAGAUUUCAUUUUAGCCAGGAGACUGACGGUAAAAUUGUGUAUACUUACUCUGCAUGCCUUUUUAAUUACUAGUCUUGACUAUAUUGUAAUUUCAGAUCGAGUGACAGAAAUAAAAGUUACCCGAAGUACA